Molecule: messenger RNA, 2820 nt
Organism: Trichomycterus rosablanca
Lineage: Eukaryota; Metazoa; Chordata; Actinopteri; Siluriformes; Trichomycteridae
Gene: ganc
Product: glucosidase, alpha; neutral C
Exons: 24
Coding region: 8-2743 (911 amino acids)
Biological process (GO): carbohydrate metabolic process; N-glycan processing
Molecular function (GO): carbohydrate binding; alpha-1,4-glucosidase activity
Source: RefSeq, a predicted model, not a curated record
UGUCAGUAUGGCGGAGACGGAUAUCAGAAACGUAGAAGUGACAGAUGUAAUUGAAAGCGUCGUGCCAGAUGAUGAGGGUAAAGAAAAGUUUAAGAAAGCUGAUCAGAUCUUGUUUUACAAGCGACAGAAAGCCAAACCUGCAUCUCAGUAUUGCGCUUUACUGGAUACCUUAGUCCUGAAAGAACAAGCAGCAAGUGUGGAGCUGUAUAAACCUCACUCUAAGGAAAAUCUGCUGGUCUUUAUACGAAAAAUUAAAAGUGGAGCCAUCAGAGUCACAAUCGAUGAGCUGCACCCUGUCAAAGAACGGUAUAAAGUAACAGAUGUCUUGACCAGAGACCCAGAAUAUGAGCCGUUGAGAAUUGAGUGGAAGAGAGCUGACUGUGUUUCACUGACGUGGGGUCCAGGACAGUACCAUGUCCAAAUUUUAGCUUCUCCUUUCAGCCUAGAGAUUCUUCAUAAGGAAGAGGUGCUUGUCACAUUCAACCGUGAAGGCAGGCUGUGCUUUGAGACACCAAGUGAUUCAGCCAGGUGCAUUUAUAAAAUGCAACCCUUAAGUUCACAUCAGGGGAAGGAAGAUUUUCUAGGGCUGUGGAAGGAGACCUUCAGACAGUUUCAGGACAUCAAAGCAAAUGGUCCCACUUCAGUAGGUAUUGACCUUAGCUUGCAUGGUUUUAGCCAUGCUUAUGGUCUUCCUGAACACGCUGAUUCUCUCCAGCUCAAGGACACGAGAGGUGGUGAGCCGUAUCGAUUGUACAACCUGGAUGUGUUUGCUUAUGAGAUCGGCAGCAGACUGGGACUGUAUGGUUCUGUUCCUCUGUUGUUAACUCACAAUCCGGACCGAACUCUAGGGGUGUUCUGGCUCAACGCCUCUGAGACUGUGGUGGAUCUGCAGUAUCAUUCAAACCAUCCUCAGGAUGAAGAUGGUCCCCCAGUGAAGAGGAGCAGAAUUAAUCAAACUAGUGUGAACUGGGUGUCAGAAAGUGGAAGAAUUGAUUGCUUUAUACUGCUGGGACCAUCUCCAUCCCAGUUGUUUUGGCAGUAUGCUCAGCUUACAGGAUACCAGGCCCUGCCCCCUCUGUUUUCUUUAGGCUAUCACCAGUGCCGUUGGAACUAUGAGAAUGAAGAGGAUGUUAGAGCUGUGAAUGCUGGCUUUGACCUCUAUGACAUUCCUUAUGAUGUGAUCUGGCUGGAUAUAGAGCACACCGAAGGAAAACGCUACUUUACAUGGGACUCCAAGCACUUUCCCAACCCAGUGGACAUGCAGCUUGAGCUACAGAUAAAGAAUAGGAAGCUGGUGGUUAUCAGUGAUCCUCAUAUUAAGGCUGAUCUCGAUUGGCCUUUUUUCUGUGAUGCAAGAGAUGGUGACCAUUUCGUGAAGAACAGAGAUGGUGGUGUUUACCAUGGAACUUGUUGGCCAGGUGAUUCCUGCUAUUUGGACUUCAGUAGCUCGAGGACAAGGUCAUGGUACGCCAGCCAGUUUUCAUUUGACAAGUACAAAGGAUCUACAGAGUCCUUAUUCGUGUGGAAUGAUAUGAACGAGCCCUCCGUCUUCAACGGACCUGAGCAGACGAUGCCUAAAGAUGCGGUUCACUCUGGAGGCUGGGAACACAGGGAACUGCACAACCUGUAUGGCUUCUUCCAGCACAUGGCUACUGCAGAGGGUUUAAUAACUCGAUCCGGCGGUCAGGAGAGACCAUUUGUUCUUUCCCGGUCCUUCUUUGCUGGCUCUCAGAGGAUGGGAGCAAUAUGGACAGGGGACAAUGUUGCUACCUGGGAGUAUCUGAAGAUCUCAAUCCCUAUGCUGUUGUCAUUAAGUAUCACUGGAAUACAGUUUUGUGGCGCUGAUGUCGGAGGUUUUGUGCAGGAUCCAGACCCUGAGUUGCUGGUACGUUGGUACCAGGCAGGAGCUCUGCAGCCCUUCUUUAGAGGCCACUCAGCCAAACAGACCAAGCGGCGUGAACCCUGGCUUUUUGAAGACACAGUCACUUCAGCAGUGAGAUUAGCAAUCCAACAGAGAUACUGCCUCCUGCCCUACUGGUAUACGCUCUUUCAUCUCGCACAUACCACAGCGUUGCCCCCUAUAAGACCACUGUGGGUGGAGUUCCCCAAGGAGACAGAAACCUUUACCUUGGACAAUCAGUACAUGAUUGGUAACGCUCUACUGGCGUGUCCUGUAACUGACCCAGGGGUCACAGACAUCAAGGUUUUAUUGCCAGGGCCAGAUCAGCAGCUGUGGUAUGAUAUCAGCAAUGGUACAGUGUACAGAGGAGGCAUGACUGUGACUCUUCCUGUGACUCUGGAGACGGUGCCUGUGUUUCAGCAUGGAGGAACAGUGGUACCCAGGAGAACAGACUGUGGCUCCUGCACAGCUGAUCUCCAGCAAUAUCCCUUCACUCUUACUGUAGCUCUGGACUCUGAGGGCAAUGCAGAGGGUGUGUUGUAUCUGGAUGAUGGACAUUCUUUUAGCUACAGGGACAAAAAGCAGUUCUGUCUGCGCAAGUUCACUGUGCAGUCUGGUAGACUUAUUAGCAGAUGUGCAGAUGAAGGCGUGUUCAUCUCUGAUUGCAAACUGGAAUCAGUGGUAAUUCUGGGUCAGAAGAAACUACACAGCAGUCCAACUUUAAAAUCAGAGGCAGGAAUGACCCCGGUCACAUUUAACUUUGAACCAAAGCAAGCUGUGCUGACAAUGACUGGUUUGGACCUGGACAUACACAAAGACUGGGAAAUAUAUGGCCUGACGUAAAAUUGGCUAAAAACAGGAUAAUAGCAUGCUGUGUGUAAAAAAAAACAUGUCAGUUCAUUAAAAACAUUUACCUUUAA